AUGUUAAUUUAUGAGAUCAUAGUGGUUAACAGUCACUACGCGUUCUUGACCGGUGUAAGACGCGAUUUUUAGCUUUUUCUAGUCGACUGGACGUGGCAGCUUGAAACUCAUAGGGAUUUCCACCAGAACGAACAGCGGAGUCCCCAAUAUGAAGGCCGUGUCUUUCGGCGCAGUUCUGCCACUUUUGUGGGCGCUCGCAGGAAAUGUAGCGAUUGUUUCGGCAGCAGUAGCGCGUUCUCAAUCGCCGCAACGAGUCAUGGAACCAGCCUUCGCUAAUGCGGGCCAACGGGCCGGAUUGGAAAUUUGGAGAAUUGAGGACUUCAAGCCGGUGGCCUAUCCGAAUAACCAGUACGGCAAGUUUUACACCGGCGACUCUUACAUUGUCCUGAAUACUAAAGUGAACAAGAGAGGCGACAAAUCCUGGGAUAUACAUUUUUGGCUGGGAUCUGAAACCAGUCAGGAUGAAGCUGGAGCAGCUGCGAUUCUCACGGUGCUGCUGGAUGAGCAGCUGGGCGGCGAUCCAGUGGAACAUCGCGAGAAACAGGAACAUGAAUCCAAGCUGUUCCUCUCGUACUUCAAAGCGGGCGUUCGUUAUCAGCCCGGAGGCGUUGCGUCUGGAUUUAGGCAUGUGGAUCCAAACCAGGCCGAAACCAGACUGUUCCAAGUGAAAGGAUCCAGGAAUAUUCGAGUGAAAGAGGUAGAUCCAAACAUAUCGUCCAUGAAUAAGGGCGACUGUUUCAUUCUGGAUCUAGGCAGAAACAUCUACGUCUAUGUGGGAACAGCAGCAAGAAGAGUGGAAAAACUGAAAGCGACCGCUGCAGCCAAUCAAAUCAGAGAUCAAGAUCACGCCGGCAAGUCCACAGUGACCAUCGUUGAUGAAUUCAGUCCCCAAUCCGACUUCGACACGUUCUUCAAAGCCCUUGGGGGCGGCUCAAGGGACACCGUGCCCGAAGCCACCAGUGGCGGAGACGACGCCCAGUUCGAAACAUCUGAGGAAAGAGCUGCCUCCUUGUACAGAGUGUCGGAUGCUUCAGGUUCCCUUCGGGUAGAGCCCGUAGGCAGCCGCCCUUUGGAGCCCUCGCUUUUAGACGAAGGCGACGUUUUUGUCUUAGACUCCGGGAAUGGCGAUGUCUUUGUGUGGGUCGGUCGCAGGGCGUCUGCCCAAGAGAAACGGGAGUCGAUGAAGAAGGCGGACGCCUAUUUGGCUGAGCACAAACGGCCUUCGUGGACGCAUGUGGAGCGCGUGUCCCAGGGAGCUGAACCGGCUGCCUUCACUCAAUUGUUCCGCACUUGGCAAGGGUAUGGAGAAACGCGCACCAGGAUUGCACGGGCUGCCGAUCAGCCGCGCCUGCUGCACGCUCUGCUGCGUCCGGGAGCCUCCAAGUUCCAAGUGGAAGAAGUGCACAACUUUGAGCAGGACGAGCUGAAUACGGACGACGUGAUGCUGUUGGACGUGCCGCAGGAGAACACGAUCUUUGUGUGGGUCGGCGAAGGCGCGGACGCUGAAGAAAAGAGACGCAGCAGCGAGCUGGUUGAGAAUUACCAGCGGCAGCAUCAUAGGGAGGGGACCGCCGUCAAGUUCGUCCAUCAAGGCGAGGAAGACGACGAGUUUAAGGCGCACUUUUCCAGCUGGAAUCCGCAACUUUGGGAGAACGAAGUCGAUGUCAGGCAACUGGCCAAGAAAUUCGAUGACUGAUUUAUGGCCUUUGGCGGCUGUUUGCUUCCUUUCUUCGAUCAUUUUAUAACCAAAAAUUGUUUUUGUGCAUCCAUUUUAAACGCCCUUUAUGGGCAGAUAGGAUCAUCCACCUGUUAAGGUAAGUUGUUUACACCCCGUAUCGUCUUUUACACUCAUAUGUAAGUAUGUAUACUCUUAAAUUGUCAUAUUUGUGUAGUAGUAAAGCAUUUAACUUUU
Molecule: messenger RNA, 1912 nt
Organism: Dendroctonus ponderosae (mountain pine beetle)
Lineage: Eukaryota; Metazoa; Arthropoda; Insecta; Coleoptera; Curculionidae
Product: gelsolin
Exons: 10
Coding region: 149-1696 (515 amino acids)
Molecular function (GO): actin filament binding
Source: RefSeq, a predicted model, not a curated record